Antechinus flavipes (yellow-footed antechinus) is the source of this 2857-nucleotide messenger RNA. It is a transcript of the gene KRT9, whose product is annotated as keratin 9. The transcript has 8 exons. The record is from RefSeq and is a predicted model, not a curated record. Gene Ontology annotation, molecular function: structural molecule activity. NCBI's taxonomy places the organism in Eukaryota, Metazoa, Chordata, Mammalia, Dasyuromorphia, Dasyuridae. The coding region runs from base 534 to 2543 and encodes 669 amino acids. Gene Ontology annotation, cellular component: keratin filament.
GGAAGAUGAGGAAAAGCAUCUGUUUCAAGGGGCAAUUGGCAUGGCAACUGAGCUGAUGAACCCAGAGAGCCAGUCUUGGGACCAUAGGAAUUCUUAGUCAAGACCAUGAAUCUCAAGUGUACUCUGUUCCAAGACCAGGGUGAAAGGGAAUCCCGGGAUUUAGGUCAUCUUUCUACUUUUCCUUUCCUUUUCCAUCUCCCUAUUUUACCCUGGCAACAGAUAUGAUUUAUGGUGCCCCUGACAGCCUAUCUGUCAGCUAACCCCACACAAUAGAAUAGAGUAGGUUAAGCCAGGGGCCUGGGCUGACACAGGACGCUCUGCCUGGGGCUCCAGCUGGCUCCCACAUCCCAAACUUAUUUUGCUGUGCUUGAAUGUUUUUGGCAGGGAGAGGGAGGCAGACAUGGGAAGGGGAAACACCCUGCUGGUGCCACCUACUAUUGAUGGUAUAAAUAAAAAGUCAGGGGACCGCAGCUUUGUACUUUCCAUUCUGGAAGCAGCUCCAGAAGUAUUCCACAAGCUUAGUGGCAGGCAUCAUGAGUUGUAGACAAAGUUCAUCCUACUCCUUGCAAUCCCGCAGCGGUGGGGGAGGAGGAAGCAUGAGAGGUUCUGGAGGGGGAAGCUACAGCAUGCGAUCUUCUUCAAGCCGAUAUGGAUCUUCUGGGAUGGGAGGAGGAGGAAGAUUUUCUUCUGGCAGCAAUUAUGGCAGUGGUGGUGGCAGUGGUGGGGGAUCCUGUGGCAUGCGGAGUGGAAGCAGCUCCAGUUUUGGGGGUGGCUAUGGUGGUGGUAUGGGGGGCUCUAGCUAUGGAAGUCACUCAAGUAGUGGAUAUGGUAUGUCCAAAGGCUAUGGUGGGAGUUCUGGGGGCUUUAGCAGUGGCUCUUAUGGAGGCUUUGGUGGUGGCAUGGGGAGCAGUAGCAUGGGGGGCUUUGGAGGUAGCACAGGGGGUUUUGGUAGUGGCACAGGGGGUUUUGGUGGUGGCCUAGGAGGCGGUAUGGGGAGCAGUGGCAUGGGGGGGUAUGGUGGUGGUGCAGGAGGAGGUGAUGGUCUCUUGAAUGGUGGAGAGAAGGUUACUAUGCAAAACCUCAAUGAUCGACUGGCUUCCUACCUGGACAAGGUGCGUUCCUUGGAGGAUAGCAAUGGUGACCUGGAGGCUAAGAUUCGGAAUUGGUAUGACACCCAUGGUCCUCAGUCAGCCAGAAAGGACUAUUCUCAAUUCUAUGACACCAUUAAUGAUCUCAAGGACCAGAUUCAGAAUGAGACAUUAGACAACAACAAAGUCAUCCUGGAUCUGGACAACACCCGCAUGACACUUGAUGACUUCAGAAUGAAGUAUGAGAUGGAGAUGAACCUAAGACAAGGAGUGGAAGCAGAUUGCAAUGGAUUGCGCUCUGUACUGGAUGAUCUGACCUUGCAAAAGGCUGACCUUGAGAUGCAAUAUGAAACUCUACAGGAUGAAAUGCAAUCCCUCAAGAAGAACCAUGAAGAGGAGAUGAAUGGAUUAACUGGACAGAAUAGUGGUGAUGUCAGUGUAGAAAUGAACGCUACUCCUGGUGUGGAUCUGACCCAGACCCUGAAUGAAAUGCGUGAAAAAUAUGAGGAUCUUGUAUCAAAGAACCGCAAAGAUAUUGAGAGUCGGUUUGAGUCCCAGAUGACUCAAAUAAGCCAGGAAGUGACAACCAGCAGCCAACAGAUAGAGAGCAGCAACAAGGAAUUGACUGAAGCCCGACAUAACUUCCAGAGCCUGGAGAUAGAAUUACAGUCCCAACUCAGCAUGAAAUCUGCCCUGGAGAAGACUCUGGAGGAUAUGAAGGGGCAAUACUGUAGCCAGCUAGCCCAGAUCCAGGCCCAGAUCAGUGAAAUGGAAGCCCAGCUGAGUGAGAUUCGAGGAGAGAUAGAAUGUCAGAACCAGGAAUACAGUAACCUGCUGGAUGUCAAGACACGACUAGAGAAAGAAAUUGCUACCUACCGGAAUCUACUGGAGGAAGGACAGCAAGAUUUUGACUCAGGUUCUGGAUCUGGAAGGAGACAAGGAGGCAGAGGGGGCAGUGGAGGCAGAGGGGGCAGUGGUUAUGGUGGUGGAAGUGGAGGCAGUGGAGGUGGAUAUGGUGGUGGAAGCGGAAGCGGAGGCAGUGGAGGUGGAUAUGGUGGUGGAAGCGGAAGCGGAGGCAGUGGAGGUGGAUAUGGUGGUGGAAGCGGAAGUGGAGGCAGUGGAGGUGGAUAUGGUGGUGGAAGUGGAAGUGGAGGCAGUGGAGGUGGAUAUGGUGGCGAGAGUGGCAGUGGAGGAAGAGGUGGCAGUGGGUAUGGCGGAGGAAGCGGAAGUGGAAGUGGAGGCAGUGGAGGUGGAUAUGGUGGCGAAAGUGGCAGUGGAGGAAGAGGUGGCAGUGGGUAUGGUGGAGGAAGCGGAAGUGGAAGUGGAAGCAAAGGUGGCAGCAGUGGUGGAAGUGGAGGUGGAUAUGGUGGCGAGAGUGGCAGCGGAAGCAGAGGUGGUAGCGGCUCUGGAGGUGUCAAGUCCUCCCAAUCUGGCUCUUCCAUUUUCCAAUCCUAGACUGGCAGUGAUGAUUCAUAAGUGUCCCAGAAGAGAUAUUAAACUCCUUGAGAAAUUCCUCAUUUACCUCCAUUUGAGCUACUUCUGGGCAGUCCCUGGAGGAGGUAAUAGCAUUCCAUUUGGAAUUCAGGACCAGCAGACAAUACUGAGAACAUUGGGAAUAGUAUCCUGUGGUGGCUGAGGAUCCCCACAGAGGGAUCCUUGUCUGCCUGUCUGCCUGCUCCAUUGUUUACCCUGAACUCCCCUUGACCCACAUUUCUGUGCAGAAUUGUGAGAUGUUUUACUCUCUGCCCAACUUUUGUUUCCUAAUAAAG